Messenger RNA from Syzygium oleosum, 2772 nucleotides. RefSeq lists its product as uncharacterized. Lineage: Eukaryota; Viridiplantae; Streptophyta; Magnoliopsida; Myrtales; Myrtaceae. Gene Ontology annotation, cellular component: plasma membrane. Gene Ontology annotation, molecular function: protein phosphatase 1 binding; protein phosphatase regulator activity. The record is from RefSeq and is a predicted model, not a curated record. Bases 552 to 2561 code for a protein of 669 amino acids. The transcript has 2 exons.
UUCAUAAACAAGCAGAAGCAUAAAUUAUCCUGAAAAAUUUUCUGGCUUCCAUCGCCUCUGCAAGGUCUCCUUCGGCAGGCUAUCACGGGCCAGAGGAAUCAGAUCCCAAUCAGUCAUUUCUCGUCUCCAAAACUUUUUCUCCACCUUAAAAAACAGAAAGAAACAAGAAGAAGAAAAGGCAAACACCCUCCAAAAAUCUCCCAUCAUUUUCUUGCUAUCUUCUGUGAGCAUGAGCGUGUGAACGAGCGGUUCCAAAGGUUGACCCUUUUUGCUCUUAAACUGUGUCUCGGUCCCUCUGUCUCUCUGUCUCUCUGUUCGAGUCCUCUUCCCUUUUGCCCCGCUUUAUAGGGGCAGAGAAAUCAUUGUUUCGCUCGUUGUCUCCUCCUCUCGAAUGAAUGGUUCGGCUGUUGAAACUCGGCCUCUUCACCUGAUUGUCAAACUCGCUUCUGAAGUCUUUCCUUCCUUCUGUUCAGUAGCUUUCGUCUUUCUGUUGCUUAUUUUCGCACAAAGCUCCCGCCUUGCUUUCUGGGUCAUCCUCUUUCUGCUCGGAAAUGCCGCCGGAUUACUUCCCUCUGCGGUGGGAGAGCACCGGCGACCAGUGGUGGUACGCGUCGCCCAUCGACUGGGCGGCGGCGAACGGCCUCUAUGACGUGGUCAGGGAGCUGCUCCACCUGGACCCCAACCUCCUCAUCAAGCUCACCUCCCUACGCCGCAUCCGCCGCCUCGAGACCGUGUGGGACGAUGACACGGCGGGGCAGUUCGACGACGUGGCCCGGUGCCGCGCCGCCGUGGCGCGCAGGCUCCUCCUCGACUGUGAGCCGCGGAAAGGCAAGGGCGAGAACUCGCUUGUCCGCGCCGGCUACGGCGGGUGGCUCGUGUACACGGCCGCCUCGGCGGGCGACCUCGAGUUCGUGAAGGAGCUGUUGGAGAGAGACCCUUUUCUGGUGUUUGGAGAGGGAGAGUAUGGGGUGAGUGAUGUGUUGUAUGCUGCUGCUAGGAGCAAGAAUUGUGGGGUUUUCAGGUGCUUGCUCGAAUCUGCGGUUUCACCGAAGAACGGUUUGAGUGUUGGUGAAGUUGAUGGGGACAGAGGUUUUAGGUGGGAGAUUAUGAACAGAGCUGUUCAUGCAGCUGCAAGAGGAGGGAAUGUGGAGAUUCUGAGGGAGCUGAUUGAGGGUUGCUCUGAUGUUUUGGUGUACAGAGAUUCGCAGGGCUCUACUGUGUUGCAUAGUGCAUCUGGAAGAGGGCAAGUUGAGGUUGUUAAGGAUCUAAUAGCAUCCUAUGAUAUCAUUAGCUCUACAGAUAAUCAUGGCAACACAGCGUUACAUGUGGCUGCUUACCGGGGUCAUUUAAGUGUUGUAGAGGUCCUCAUUCUCGCAUCUCCCUCUCUAGCCUCGGUGACAAACAGCUAUGGCGAUACUUUCCUUCAUCUUGCUGUGGCAGGUUUCCGCACUCCCGGAUUCCGAAGAGUUGAUCGUCAGGUCGAGCUUAUGAAGCAGUUGUUAUGUGGAAAGAUCAUAAAUAUCGAGGACAUCAUCAAUGUGAGGAACAGCGAUGGAAGGACUGCCCUUCACAUGGCUGUAGCCGAGAAUAUCCAGACGAGUCUCGUGGAACUGCUGGUGACUGUUCGGUCAAUUAAUUUGAAUGUCUGUGAUUCUAAUGGAAUGACUCCACUAGAUCUUCUCAAGCAACGGCCCAAAUCAACAUCUUCUGACAUUCUGAUAAAGCAGUUGAUUUCUGCCGGGGGGAUCACCAAUUGUCAAGACCGCAAAGUUAGAAAUAUGCUCGCUUCUCAUCUUAGAGAGCAGGGCGUUGUGCGUAGCCCGGGAACAUCAUUCAGGAUUCCCGACGGAGAGAUCCUUUUGUAUGCUGGGGUCGAUAGUGCAUGUGGGUCCCGUUUCAAUUCGGGCCUUCUGGAGUACGCUAGCUGCUUGAGUGAAAUAAGUGACGUAGAUUCUGGUAACUUGUCUGAAAAUAAGAUGGGAAGUUCAAUCAAUCGUAGUGCGAGACGCCUGAAGUUUCUCUUCGGUUGGGCCGGAAGGAAAGAAAGAAAUGCCAUUAAGGUGGGGUUUAGAGAUGACAAUGACAGCGAUUCUCUUGAGUCUGUCAAAAUAAGUGGCAGUUUCAAGGAUCAUCGAAUCUCACUCAGGCAACGGUAUUCGAAACAAGCAUCCCUUCCAAACAAUAAGAGGACUUACUCUUUGGGGACUGAUUUUCCAAGUCCUUCCACGAGAAAGAAGUAUACCACGGGCCUUAUGCAUGGUGUGCUUCAGGCGAAGCCACAAUUUUUGCAAGCUGAUUCCUGUCCAAGUUCUUAUUCGGGGUCAUCCAUAUCUUCACCUAUAUCACUCGACGGGAGACAGAACAUUGAUGUCUUGAGAGCCUCUGGGUCAAUUAAACCCUUGAAUAACGGCAGAAGCCUAGGGAGGGACCAGAAAAAGACCUCGUUCAACAGGAGGCUGAUGAAUCAGUACUUCUGCUUCGGUGCACAACGUUUAGCCACUGAAGAUUCUAUCGAGUCUGCGCCGGAAUAUCGAGCGUACGAGCAAGCCUUAAUGGUAUGAUCUUGCUUCCAAGGAAGAGUACGGUAAUAGUGGGUUUUCCUCGGUUAGACUAGAUAUUCUGAGAGAUCACGAUAUAUUGUUGAUUCCUUAACCUUUCUUUGUAAUAAUAAACAUAAAGCUCUCAGAAGUUUUUCAGCACAGUAAAACAGAUGUGGUAACGUUCCAAUGUUGGUUGUAUAAAUAAUGUUAUGAAGAGCAAGAUUCUGAACAA